Messenger RNA from Amoebophrya sp. A120, 5358 nucleotides. NCBI's taxonomy places the organism in Eukaryota, Dinophyceae, Syndiniales, Amoebophryaceae. The record is from the annotation of a GenBank genome assembly.
CUUCUACUGACGACGAGAUGAUGAGGCUUUGAUUUUUGAUGAAGAAACGGAAGUAAGGGCCCGUGUAACCAUAUAUAGUCGUGGUAAAUGACUUGUGAACCUACGCAAUCGCAACGGCUACCGCUACAACUCUUUACUCAUUUGCUUGCUGCAUUCGAGCCAUCGCUUGUAUGUCUGCUGCCGAUUAUGUCAACAGAGCAAGGACUAGAUUUACUUUUACAUUUAGAUUGCCUGUUCGUGUUACCCCCGAAACGUUGCUGGUCGAGCACGACGCCCCUUCUUCUAGUUUCUCCCCGCCACUAUUGUAGUUUGGAUCUCGAAAAACCGAUUCCCCGGUCGUGAAGUAGGACCACAUCAAGAAAGAUGAAACGCUUGGCGCACAAGGUCCUCCCUUCAGCUACAGCAUCCCAGCGGCGUAAUCAUUCCAGGUUCACCGCAGCAGCCGCAGCAUCGUCAUCGUCGCGAAUACGAGCCCAAUUCGCCUGCGUGAGGGAACAAGUUGUGGCGACAAGGAAUAUACCCACACCGCAUGUGGACGACGUCCAAGGAGCCACAAUACUAUCCGGCACAUCGCCGGCCUGUUCUUCGUCCUCCCGCUCGUGGGCUGCAGGGUCAAAAUCCGACCACGAGAAAUGCAAUGGGUCCCCGUAUAUAACUAGGAGAUUUUUCGCAACGACGGCACCGAGCAGCGGCUCGACGUCGUCAAGAAGUAGGUCAUUCUCUUCUUCCUCGUCGUCUUCAACGAGCACGGCACAUUUCCGACCGCUAGUGUCAUGCGAAAUCGAACUGACAAGGGCGGGCAACAAACCCGGGGCUUUGGGGCGGAUCUUGAGCUGCUUCGAACAGAACAAGGUACUGUAGCGCUUUGAUGACCUUGCUAGUUCUGAAUGAAAAUGAAUCUUCGUCUUGGAAGAUCAACUGUUUAUAAAAGUGGUACUAGUGUCAACAUUAUGGCAUGAAGUGAAUGUCGUCGACUUUGUCAUGCAUUCUGGACAAAAAAAAAGGUCGACCUGACCCACGUGGAGUCCAAGCUACAUUCCUUCGCCCACGACGGCCUCGUUUUUCUGAUCGAUUUUAAGGGAAAGGUCCCCGAUACCAACGUGCAAGCCGUGCUUCAGCAGGUCAAGCAGUCUGUGCCCGGUGUGGCGCGCCUCGAGCUCACGCCGCCCAAGUACGUGCCCUGGUUUCCCGCGAGCGCGAAAGAGCUGGACCGUUGCUAUCAACUGCAAAGCAUGUCUGGGUCUGGAAGAUUGCACCACUUGCAAGACUUGUAUAAUGCUUCGCUCCCAGGCCCACGAGAAAUUCUAGAAAUUUUGUAUGUAGUCUAAGACUGUCAUGCAUAUGGCGAGACUCUGCCCUACCCUUGAUUUGUUUGUCAUGAAGUUGAAGAAGCGCGAAUUAUUCUCAUGUAAUUUACGGCACUACACUCAUAGUCGCUCAAAAAUAUGUCCUUCCUUCCUAGUAUUGGAGUUGUGCGAGUCUGUUUGCCUUUCAUACCAUCGACACACUUCCAGGCUAACUUUCCAGAACACCCAGACAAAAUAUCUGCAAAGUUGAUAGCCGCGUCAUAGACACGAUAGGGGGCGAUAGCGGACUGAUCGACGAAGACCAUCCGGGGUUUCAGGAUGAGAGUUACAAAAAAAGGCGACAGGACAUCGCGGAGCAGGCGGCCAGCUACAAGCACGGGGAAAAAAUACCACAUACCGAAUAUACAGCGGAAGAGGUACGACAACAGUUUUUGUAGCAUGGCGCCCUAGUGGCGUCGUUCUUCGGCACUAAAGAUGUAGAGCUUGUUGUGUCGUUGAUGUCCUGUUGGUGUCGCAGCAGGAGCUUCAUCUAUUUCUUUGGCCUACAGUGUGGAUCUGGAUUGUUCCGAUGUGUCUGGCAAGCGUGUUGGGGUAAAGACACGAUGUUCAAUUUCGCUGUUCCGGUCGCUUGUUUUCUUUACUCUAAAACAUAAACACCACAGAUCCGCGUCUGGAACGCAGUGUACGACAAACUGACCGACUUGCACCAGAAAUGGGCCUGCGACGAGUAUAAUGCGGUAUUCCCCGAGCUGGCCAAGGAGGCCGGCUACGGCCCGAAGCAGAUCCCGCAACUCCACGACAUCAGCGAGUACUGCUUCUCGAAAACGGGCUUUCGCCUGCGCCCGGUUUGCGGAUUGCUGUCCGCCAGGGAUUUCCUUAACGCCUUGGCCUUCCGGACGUUCUGCUCAACGCAGUACUACUAUGUUGAUGUCAUUGAUUUAUUCUAAAGGUUUGACUUCGACCGCUCUUGCAUACUGGUUGCGUAUGCGGUCGUGUCAGCGGAUUUUUAUGCCGUGCAUCAUGUGCAGCAUUGCCGUUUCUUUGCCAAGCCGAUGAAUCGGCAACGAGGAUGUCAGGACACGCACAGUUCUUCUUACUUGCCCUCGCUACAAAUGACAAUUAAAGGUACAUCCGUCACGGCGGCAACCCGUUUUACACGCCCGAGCCCGACAUUUGCCACGAACUCAUCGGCCACGUCCCCCUGUUAGCCGAUCCGGAUUUCGCAGACUUUACCCAGCGCGUUAUCCUGAGCAAAAACGUCCCCAACCCACAGUCAAGAUGGCAAAUUUGCUAGGCAAAUCAGCCAACUCUGGUUACCGCGCAUGACAAGUUUGGCCUCGUAGUGUAGUCGCGUCUAGCAAGUUCAGCAGCAUCACAGAUCUAGUAUCUCUUGCUCAUUGGAGCAUGACAAAUCCCAAAACAAGACCAGAAAAUGCUGCUCAUGGGGCUCCGCAUGAAAAACGUUUUCAGAAUGCAGAUUUGCAUUACAGCUACCGGGUGGGGUCGUUCUUAAGUACGAAACGCGUGGGGCUGGCGAGUUUGGGGGCGAGCGAUGAGGAAAUUGUCAAGCUCGCCUCAAUCUACUGGUUCACCGUCGAGUUUGGCCUGGUGCGCGGCGGAAAAGAUAACAAGGAGGUGAAGGCGAUGGGCGCCGGGAUUCUGAGCAGCUUCGGCGAAAUGGAGUGGGCCGCCGCGGACAAACCCUCGGAAGAAUGUCGGCAGUCCGGUGGGAUCAAAAGAGAUUACCCGGACCUGCUCAACCCGAAAAUUGUCCCGUUUGACCCAAGGUAAUAAGAACGCUGCUUUCUCUUGUUCGACCUCACAUUUUUCUAGCAUAUUCUUGAUGACACGACACUCUUCGUCUUCAGCAUGGUGUGCUGACAUUGAACAGAUGUAGUCGCGCACCAAUUGCAGAAGAUUUUUUAGCUGCCUACAGUUGCGAUUGUUUCUCCAAGACUACACAUUUGUCCUCCAAUUUGUCCUUUCCGCAGCGGAGCGGCACUCGAAUUUUUGCAAGAGCCACACUAACGUAGAAAACUGACCACAUCACAGACACGCAGCCGUCCAGCCGUAUCCGAUCACGACGUACCAACCGAUUUUUUUCUGCUAUGGCGUUCUCAGCUGUUACAUUCUCAAGUGUUGCGUGAAUUUGUGAUGCAAGAAUGGAAAAAGUGAAAGGAAGGACCUUGCGCGUCUUGCAUGACAGAGUUGGCAAAGAUUAUCAGCCUGUUUGGCCAUCUGAGAAUUUGUCACGCGAAGCAGCUUGAUGGCUUCGAUAGUCAAGGUAAUUUUGCAUGACAAAUCAUGUAACAGUUGAGAAUGUAACAGUUGAGAGCGCCAUAUCUGCGGCGACAGCCUCCAGGACGUGAAGGAAAAGAUCAGCGAUUAUUGCGAUGGCAUGGAGCGCUCCUUCCACCCCGUGUACGACUUCGUCACGCAGACGGUGCAACCCUCGCGACACAUCCGGAGGCUCGAACGGAGCUCCACGGCGGACCUGCAGGCGCAGAAGCAGAAGGAGUACUUCGCGAAACUGGCCGAGUCCCGCGACCAGAUACAAGGUGGGGAUAAUAAAUAAGUAGACCUGCUGCAUUUGCGGAAGAUUUUAAGUCGUGAUCCUAGCUUGUUGGGCGACGUUUUUUUGUCAUGCAGAGGCAGGAUGAUGCAAGAAGCAGGUGCUGCCCUAGUUUCACGUGGCGCGAGGAAAUGCAAAUACUUCUAAAAGUCGAAAACCUUACUUUUCUUCAAGGCCCGCUGAAAGAAGAAGUGUGAGAAGAAUGAAGUUUUACUUCGCGGGGAAGAGUCAAUAAUAUCUUCGAAGAUGCACUAGGAGAACUAACACCAACACGAAUCGCAGUCGUGGAGAUGAACGAAGCUAGUUUUGAAGGACAUGCUCCAGACCAUUCCUGACGACGCGACGGACAACCAGAGAAGAAACAGGCCUCUGGAUCGUGGAAAAAUGAAACUGAAUUAGUCGACGCGAGGACACCACGACGGAGAACUACAAGUGGCGGCAUCGUGCAGCGACCCUCCGCUCGGAAGAAGUUGAUUUAUAUGGAAAAACCGAACAUCAUCAUUCCCCUCGCUGAAAAGUGUAGAAUAGCAAAUGAAGUUUCCUCAGCACGAGCGUAUGAGAAUUUUUACUCGUGUUGAGAUGAAAUUAACUCAAAGCCUCCGCCUUCUUGCAGGUUGUUCUAAUUUACUUUACACAGGUUCUUGUAGAUCAUGAAGACGAUUUCCAAUUUCGACGACGAGUACGGGUUUCUUUUUGUGUAGAAAUUUGAAACUCGCCUUGUGCAUACGUCAGAGCCCGAAAAUUGUUGCACUUCGGCAAACAUUUGACUUUUUGUAGUAGAGGCGGAAAAGAAGAAAGACCCGAUCAUGCAACGAACGAUUCUGCACGAUUGUGAAAGACACGCGUCUGGGUCUGUAGCAAGCUGCAACUACUCUCAAUUGGGAUAUAAAAAUGAUUGGACUCGAGCAACAGUAAAAUCUUCCUCUACUCGCAAAAAAACCAAACAACCUUUAACUACUGCCAAAGAAAUUUUUUCCUCCAUUGCUAUUACUACCCGUGCCUUUUUAUCAAUCGAACCUAUCAUAAGUACGUACCCAAGAUACUAGCGAAUGGUGCAGUCACUCGACCUCUGUCUUAUGAUCUGAUUACGAAUUUUUUACAAAUAAACAGCAUACGAGGCAGAUUUUGGUUAAAAUGCUGAAAGAUUAAAUCGCUACAUCGUAUACCUUGGAUCGUGACUGGGAUACCAACAUAAGACCAUCACUUCUACUUACCUUGCAGCGCGAGCAGCUGGAGCAGAUCUAUGGUGACUCUUGACGCCAUCCGCUCUGGAUCUACUUCGCGUCCCUUUAAUACCCAAGCACAUGAUGAGUGACGAGCGUCGUGACAAGAUUUGAAAUGUACAAUUACGAAGAGUAUGUUUCGGGUGGAUUUUGCAGGAAAAUGAUGAAAAUAAAAACGAUGAAAAAUCUGCACCUCGCACUUUUAUAUUUACAGUGGACAACCGACUAAUGUUCACGGUCGUGUCUCACUGAGUGG